AUGAAAAGAAAAGAAAGAGAGGACGAGGUGGAUGAUAAUAUUAUCACCCUUGAUGAAGAAGAAGAAUAUACAGAGGAAGAGUUAAAGACAAUUUAUCGAAAAGAUAUAUGUUAUCAUCGAUCUACAAAUAAACAACAACAUCUUACAACAAACAAUAAUAAUGAUAAUAAUAAUAAUGAUAUAACAUUAAAAUAUUAUCAUCAUAGAUAUUUAGAUGAUUCAAGUGUUGGUGGUGUUGGUGGUACAGUGCUACCAUGGUUUAUCAUCGAGAGGAUAUUGACAUUGGCAUCAUACAAUGCAAAUAUUUGUACGUGUGUACACAAUGAUGCUCUACGAGAUGUUAUGGAGUUAUUGGAAAGCAAACAAUACGCACUAAAUACUAUGAAUACGAAAGGACUAGCUCAAUUACAAAUGCAACCAAUAAUAGAACAAUCACUCUGUCGACAAGAUAUGUGUCCCAUUCACCAAUACAACUACGAUAUGGGUCACCGAUCACGACCCAACCUUUAUUUAAGAAAUUCAAAUAAUAAUAUCAUUGGCAGGCGUCUCGAUGAUGAUGGUGUUCAUUUGGAACCGACCAAAGACACGUACAAUCACAUCCAAAACAAACAUUGUGUUAUCAAGAAUCCAACCACUCUUUACUUGGUCAGACCCUUUCAUGACUCAUUUCACAAACCAUUUUAUGUUGACAAUGAAGCAUUGAAACGAGUAAGAAAGGUACACAUCCAAGGUGCAGUCCCAACUAAACAACAACCUUUGGUAAAAGGUAUUCUGACGAUGCUAUCGGAUGCAAUGCCCAAACUCAGGAGUAUUGUUCAGUAUGAGAGAAUCGACGUGGCUCUUCUCAGAGCAAUACCAAACGCUCCCUUUACCAAUCUCAGGUCGAUCAAUUUUCUCAAUGCCACUCCCACAGAAAUGGCUUUCAAUCACAUUGAUAAAUUACUUCUUCAAUCGAAUAGGCAAACCAAACAAGAAGAUCUCCCAAAACUCAAGCAUAUAUAUUUUGUUGGUGGGCAUUGGCAAAAUCCAACAGCAGUACUGGUACCAACAAGUGUCGAUAAACUUUCAUUUGACACGAGACCAGGGAACGCAAAAGUACUCAAUAACUUUCCAAAUGUCACAAUAGUCAGAUUUAAACAUAUUGGAUACGAUCCUCAAUCCCAUUAUACAGUUAAUGGUUGUUACAAUGGUGUCAAUUUUAAACAAACCAAUAUUAAAAAAAUUAUUAUUCAUUCACCUUUUGAUAUUUUAAAAGGUGAUGUUUCUCGAUACAAAGAAAUAGGUUACCAAUUUAUCGAUUCAACAUUGAUAAAUAAUUUUAAAAAAUUUAUAUUUAAAAAAUUAGAGAAUAUUAAUAAUAAUAAUAAUAAUAUAGAUAAUAAUAAUAAUAAUAAUAAUAAUAAUAAUAAUAUAGAUAAUAUAGAUCAUUCAACUACCACAACAACAAAUAAUUUAAUAACUAAUAACAAUAAUUUUGAAAAAAGAUUACCAAAUUAUAUUAUGCGUAAUAUUAUAUCGAUGGUUUGGAAUCUAAGAGAUAGAUGUACAUGUAUAUUUGAACAAAGUUUUAUGAAAAGAUUGGAACAACCUGGAUUGGAAUUUUUAAAAGAUAAGGAAUUGAUUCAACAAUACUACUCUAUCAAAAAUGAAUGUGCUGUUCAUUUUUCAACAACAAUAAGAUUAUUUAUACCUCAACACCAUACAAUUAGAGAAUCAACAAGAUCAAAACUACAACUAGCACUAAUAUCUAAAGAUAUUUUCAGAUUUGUAUCUAAUCAUUUAUUCAACAAUAUUAUAUUACCCAAUAAUAAUAAUAAUAAUUAUAAUAAUCAAAAUAUUAUUAAUAAUAAUAACUAUCUUGCUCAUCGAAACAAUCUAAAUUGUGUAUUUAAAACCAUUCGAUCAGUUGUCUGUUACAACGCUAAUAAUAAUGGUUUUAAAUUUAAUGAACAAGAUUAUCAAACAAUUGCAUCAAUCAAGUACCUAAAAGCAACGGAAAUACCACCAUUGUUUCCAAACUUGACCAAAUUGGAUAUUAGAGAUUGCUCGAUUCCAUACGAUGCUCUAAUAUUUCCUAAACUAGCAGAGGCAUUAAAAGGAAAAUCGAUCACCAAACUCUACUUUCCAUCAAACUGCAUCAGUGCCUAUUCGAUACUAUCUGAAGAUAUCAAGCUCUCUCUACGAUGCAUUGUAACCAAUCUCUCACAAGAUGUUAACUUGAACGAGUUUCCAAAUUUGGUUGCAUUGGUUGUAAUGAAUAUUAGCUCAACUACAAUUGAUCAAACAUUAAAACUACCACCUAAAAUCAAAAAGAUUACAACAAAUCAAGAAGGAAUAAUAAGAAUCAAUCCUACGGUUCCCACACUCAAGAUAUUAUACAACGAGAUGGAAUAUCAUCAAAUUCAACCUAUGUUGAACAAAUUAUCAUCUUUCAGCCAAAUCUCAAAAGUUAUCAUUCAAAUCAAAUCGUAUUGUGAUCUUUACAACACACCUUCCGAGUCUUGUUUCCAACUCGAUGGUAGUCUGUCCAAACAAAUUUAUUCACAACAGGAUAAUAAUAUAAAUAAAUUAAAUCAACCUCCACAACAACAACAACAACAACAACAACAACAACAAAUCCCCUUACCACCAACACCAAAACCAACUCAGAAAAGAAAUGCCAAAACCAAACGACAACAACCUCAACAACAUCAACACCUACUACCUACAAUUAUUCAACAACAACAACCAGUUCAACAAGUCCACAAUAAUAAUAAUAAUAAUAAUAGUGCGUUCCCAAAUCAACCUCAGCAACCAUCACCAAUAUAUUCUAAAAAUGGAUCAUCGAAAGUGAUUUGUCGAUUUGUAAAUCUAAAUUUUAGAUGGGAUUCAAAAGUUUUAAACAUCCCCAUUCCAGAUCAAGCAACUUUGGAGAUGGCUAAAAUGAUGUUUUAUAUCAAAUUUGACCUUAAAAACUCACCAGAAUACACCGAGAGUGAAUACCAACACUUUAAGUUUUACUAUAAUGACCAACCAAUCCAAUCCCAUUCCAAGUUUAUCUAUGAAUUCGAUCUCCAAGAUGGACACUUUAUUCGAGCAGAGUGGGAAUCAAAGUGGAAAACGGUGCAAGUGCAAGGUUUUGAAAUGGAGAUACUCUCUAUGAGAAUCCAAGACGACACUCUGCUCGAAGACAUUGUCAAAGCCUAUUUCCAGGGUUGCCCCCCACCAUAUGAAUACAAAAACUUGCGCGUAGAAUACAACGGGGUUCGAUUGGAUCUUACUGGUGACGUUGGUAGCAGCCAAAUCAAAAAAAACUCGUUCCUCAAAAUUGUAUCAUCCUCUGACAUUAUCCAUGUGCAUGUUAUACCAUCGUGGAACAUUGGGGAAAAAGAAAUCUAUGCACUUCACAAACAGACCACAGUCCUUUCGAAAUUGGUAGACUCUUUUCUCAAAAAGCACCAACUCCAUCCCAGACAAAUCAACUUUACAAGUGCCUCGACCGGUGCUGUGAUCGAUCCAAACAAACCAUCACUCGACCAAGGUCUUGAAAUGGACUCUGUCAUCCAUGCCAAUCUUAUACUCUCAAGAAUAGAUGUAACCUACCAACCCCAUACAGUACCAUACUUGCUCAGCACCAAUACUUGCUUUGAGUCUUUGAUACAACGAUUCUGCGAGAGACUCAAUAUCAAUAGAUCCACUGUGCAAUUUGUUUAUGACAAUAAGAAAUUGGUGCCAGAAGAAACACCAGAGCAUAUCAAGAUGGGUCCACAGGCAAACAUACAGGUUACAUCAAACGGUACUACUGUUCAGCAAUAG
Cavenderia fasciculata is the source of this 3795-nucleotide messenger RNA. RefSeq names its product chromo domain-containing protein. The record is from RefSeq and is a predicted model, not a curated record. Bases 1 to 3795 code for a protein of 1264 amino acids. The transcript has 4 exons. Lineage: Eukaryota; Evosea; Eumycetozoa; Acytosteliales; Cavenderiaceae.